Molecule: messenger RNA, 3812 nt
Organism: Schistocerca gregaria
Lineage: Eukaryota; Metazoa; Arthropoda; Insecta; Orthoptera; Acrididae
Product: all trans-polyprenyl-diphosphate synthase PDSS1-like
Exons: 10
Coding region: 14-1393 (459 amino acids)
Biological process (GO): ubiquinone biosynthetic process; isoprenoid biosynthetic process
Cellular component (GO): transferase complex; mitochondrion
Molecular function (GO): prenyltransferase activity
Source: RefSeq, a predicted model, not a curated record
UACAGUUGCUGCUAUGGCGUGUGCAGGGUCGGGAAGGUUUCGUGCUAAUGUGGAGAAACUAAUAAACAGCAUCCAGCAAGUCCGAAGAAAAUCGUCGGCACAUUCGAGAUUUCGAGACCUGUUCAGCCUGCAGAGUUCUGGUUACUGCUCCGAAAGUGGAAAGGGCGCGCCUGCCUUCGCGGAGACAAAGAGGUGUAGCGGCGACGUAGCGGCACUGGCGGCGAGGGCGUCGACAGCGCAGACGUCUCCUGCGUGCACAGCCCCCGCGCGCUUCGCGUGCUCGUCGGCGCCGUGCGCACCCUCCGCCACGCACCAGUGCCAGCAGCAGCAGCAGCAGCAGCAGCAGCAGCAGUCCCCUCGCCGCUACCUGAGCAGCAUGCGCACGCAGCACCCCGGACCGCUACCGCAGGUCGAGGCCGACCCCUACCGCCUGCUCGAGCACGACCUCAAAGACAUCUACGAAGACAUCCGCGAGGAGCUGGGCCGCAACACGAAUGAGCCGGAACUGAACACGAUAGCCUGCUACUACUUCGACGGGCAGGGCAAGGCGCUGCGGCCCAUGGUUGCCAUCCUCAUGGCGCGCGCCGUCAACUACCACAUCUACAAGGAGAAGAGCCUGCUUGCGUCGCAGCGGCAAGUGGCUAUGAUCUGCGAGAUGAUCCACUCGGCGUCGCUCAUCCACGAUGACGUCAUCGACCAGUCAGACUUCCGAAGGGGGAAGCCGAGCGUCAACGUGCUGUGGAACCACAAGAAGGUGGCAAUGGCGGGCGACUUCAUCCUGGCCGUGGCGUCCAUGAUGAUCGCGCGUCUCAGGGAUGAUGACGUCACCCUGACGUUGAGCGAGGUGGUGACUGACCUGGUGCAGGGUGAGUUCAUGCAGCUGGGCUCCAAGGAGACAGAAAACGAACGCUUCGCACACUACCUCACCAAGACCUAUCGCAAGACAGCCAGCCUCAUCGCCAACUCGGUCAAAGCGAUGGCGAUGCUGGCGGGUGCGAGCCAAGAAGUGGCCGAGCUGGCCUUCCAGUAUGGACGCAACCUCGGUCUGGCGUUCCAACUGGUGGAUGACCUUCUAGACUUCGUGUCCUCGACGGAAGCGAUGGGAAAGCCGACUGCUGCAGAUCUGCGCCUGGGGCUCGCUACUGCUCCAGUUCUCUUUGCAUGUGAAAAGUACCCGGAGCUGAAUCCGAUGAUAAUGCGGAGAUUCCAAGAGGCAGGUGACGUGGAACGUGCCUUCGAACUGGUGCACCGGUCGCGGGGCCUCGAGCAGACGCAGAUGCUGGCGCGCAAGCACUGCGCAGAGGCGGAGCGUCUGGCGGCCCGCCUGAGCGAGUCACCCUACCAGAAGGCACUCGGCGUCGUCACCAGCCUCGUCAUAAACCGCAUGAAGUAGCACUGGCUACCGCCGCAGGUGGCCAAUAUGUCAUAGUACUCCACUGUAGAAUGUAGAGCACAAAUGCAGGAGCUGUAUGCAUUUGCAACACACUCCCGGCCCUGCAUACGGCAGGGAGGUCGGAGCCAUUUCUGCGGUACGCCUCCUCUGAUAAACCUGCAAGCACAAAACUGCAGCAAAGCUGAAACAGUAGUCUUAGUAACGUGUUGUUCAGCUGCCCGAUUUCCUGUGGCAUUCUUGAUGGAUUCACCAUCAAAUAUCUUUCGGGACACUUCAUGAAGCCAUUCUGGAUAUAAGGAAAAUGAUGCCAUGCCCUCUAUUGAUAAUUUAAGUAUAAUUUGUGGCUGGAACCACAGCAAUGUUUGUUAUCUUGGAUGAUCCAAAUAGAGGAUUUUUGAAUGGUUACUAAAUACAAUCUCAUAAUAGUCCACUAUUUAUCUUUCAGAAGUGGCUUCAUUUUCCUUUUAUCUUUUCCAUUUCAUUGAACACUGCCAAUGUGUACCACAAUAACUUAUAUUGUGGUUUGUCCUUCACUGUGAAAAAUGUGUGUUCACUUGCCAAUGUACACUGCUAGCACAUUGUAACCUGCAGUCCAUGAAAUAUUUCCAUAUGUAGUGUCAGAAGGUAAUUUUUAUUUUUAUUUUUAUUUUUGGAAAAAAAAUGUGCAUUCUGAGGAAGUGUCUGCUUUUAUGCAAAACAUGAAGCUACACAUAUCUUGUUAUGUAUGGAGUAUACAUUUUUAUAAUUGCAGUUUAAUGAUAUUUGAUUGGUGUAAUAAAGUUUCCUGGGUAAUGUGUAAAGGCCUAUACACAAGAUUCUGUGUUUGUUGUUUUAAAGAAUAAUGCAUGUGUGCUAUACAUGAUGAAAAUAAGGGUGAAAAUCUAAUACACUUAUUGCCUUAAAGCUACCUGAGAUAUUAAUGAACAGUUAUUUUCAUAUUAUAAGGGGACACACAGUCUGAAUAGUUGGCAGAUUAUAAAAUAGAAAAAAAAAGAGUUUUUAUACUUUAGAUAAUUUGCCACAUUUACCUGGAACAGAAAAUUUGUUCAUAAGUAUGUAUAGACUGCCCUGUAUGUAUAGAUUGCCUUAUAGUGGAAAAUGAAUUAUUAAGUUUCUCUGUCAGUGUCAUGCCAGAAUAUCGGACCGGCAGCAACUGAGAGUUUGUUCUCAUUGAAUCCUUAGGACAUACUCAUUCUAAACUCUACAAUUAAAAAUGAAGGCUCAAGAUGAUUUUAAAUUUCUCAGAAAAUUGAUAUGUAAAAUGAACAACCUUCUCUUUCAUCUGCCUACUUCUCUUCUCCUCUUUCCCACAUACAUUUAUGUCCAGAGAAACCAGCCUUAUUCUAUCCCAGUGCUAUGAAGAGUGUGCUGUAAAGCACUGUCACAGGGAAAUAAUGCUUCUGUCACCAGGGGCCAAAUAAAAACAAAAACUUAAAAUUUAGUUUCAUCCAGCUGCUGUUACAGGAAUCAUGUCAGCUGGUGCAUGGUUACAGUUAAAGUUACCUGGAUCAUAACUAAGAACAAAAUGUUCUUCAGAUAUGAGCUGUGGCCAGUCAUGUUCAAGUUUGUAUUGUUGCUAAUAUGAUAAAAGUAUAUUUUUGUGCAUCAUUUUAACUGGAUUUAAAGGCAAUGUAUUUGUUGGCAGCAUAUUGUAAAAGUAAUGCUCACACCAGUUUUGUGUACCUUGUUAUUAUAAUUCAUAAUUGUUAUAUACCCAUAUUUUUCAGCAUUUCAAAAAUACUUUAAUUAUUCUUCAAAUAUUGUAUUGUUAAAUUUUGUUAACUCAUAUUUUAUACAUAAAUCUAAUUUCUUAUAUGAAGGAAAGUUAUCAACAUGUUUAUAAUAUAAAAGUAUACCAUUUACUAAUUUUGAAAAAAAAUGAAUUGUUGCUCACUUAGAAGUUUGCCACCUUUUUUUUGUUUCUUUUUUGUAUCUGUGGCUUUGUUUCAUGACAAAGUGUGUAUGCACUAGGAAGACACAAUCAACAUUUAAUUCCAAUGGACACCUAUUAGGUACCCACAUCUUAUAUAUGUGGUAGUAACAAGAAGCAGCUUUUGGUUGGAUACAAAUUUUAAACUUUGCUGUUACAGUCGUGUGUUAGUGUUAUUUAUAUAAAUAUAUAUAUGUAUAUAUGUAUCCAACCAAAAGUGCUUUCCUGCAAUCACAGAAUGUUUUCUCAAAUCAGUUGCUUCUUGGAACUCAGUAGAAGAUUAAUCUGUAUUUCACAGAUUCUGUAAAUAUUAUUUUGUAACAGAGUAUGUACAUAUAUGUAUUGAACUAAAACACAAGCUCUGCGCAAGUGCGAAUAUUUAUCUGUGGUUAAAGGGACAGGAUUUGGACAUGUAGACUACAUAUGUAUAUUGGGAUCAUCAUUAUCAGUGUAUCUCUCUUUUUUAUAAUAAAAUGUUAUAGAAACAAU